Grosmannia clavigera kw1407 is the source of this 1641-nucleotide messenger RNA. RefSeq names its product phosphotyrosyl phosphatase activator. Gene Ontology annotation, molecular function: peptidyl-prolyl cis-trans isomerase activity; protein tyrosine phosphatase activator activity. The coding region runs from base 1 to 1641 and encodes 546 amino acids. NCBI's taxonomy places the organism in Eukaryota, Fungi, Ascomycota, Sordariomycetes, Ophiostomatales, Ophiostomataceae. Gene Ontology annotation, cellular component: protein phosphatase type 2A complex; nucleus; cytoplasm. The transcript has a single exon. Gene Ontology annotation, biological process: mitotic spindle organization. The record is from RefSeq and is a predicted model, not a curated record.
AUGAUGGCUGCCCCCAGCACCAUGGUCCCGACGAUUCCCUCGACAGCGAUGUCGUCAUCAGCUGCCACAGCCGGCAUCCCGGCCAAGACUACCUCUGCUGCUGUUUCGGCACAGCCAUAUCCUACGCUUGCAUCUCUGCGCGAUCGCAUCCCGAAGCUGGAGCCUCGUCGUCGCCAGCCGCCUCCAGAAAACGCCACGCCCGUUCCCCGGACGCCGCAGUUGCCGCCACCAUCGUCCCUUCAGGCCGAGACGGUCGAAAAGAACGGGCAGCAACAUCACCACACAUUUGCCAUCCCACGCCGACGCAUUCUAUCACGGCACGACCACGACCUUUUUCUUGCUUCGCCGUCCUUCAACCUGCUGCAGGCAUGGGUCUUUGGGCUGGCAGACGCCGUCGUGGGUACCCCGGCCGGUGUCUUCGCUGAGUCGCUGGCUCCGAAGAAAGGCCCGGUCGAGGAAACAGAAGCACCCACGACGACUACCACCUCAUUCGCCCCUGUAUCCUCUCCCCAUCCUCGUCACUCUCCACAAAAGCCGACACAGCGGCCGCUCUCGCCGGUCAUCUUCGCCCUACUGUCCAUCCUCGACGAGGCUGAAGAUUUGCUGGAGUCCUGUCCGCCGGACGAGACGGGUGGCUCCCGCUUCGGCAACAAGCGCUUUCGCGUGUUCGUCGAUCUUGUGCGGCAGCGGGCGCCGGCCUGGCAUCGAGAGCGACUGGGCCUGACAGACGACGCCGCCGUGGCUGAAGCGGCCGCAUAUCUGGGCCAGUCGUUUGGCAACCGGGCACGCAUCGAUUACGGCUCGGGCCACGAGCUGCACUUCAUCGUCUGGCUGCUCUGUCUCUACCAGCUCGGCGUGGUCAAGGCGCCCAACGCGCGAGACAGCCUUAACGGCAGCCAAGACGAUCGUGCCGCCCUCGUGCUGGUCGUCUUUGUGCGCUACCUCGCGCUUAUGCGCCGCAUCCAGACCACAUACUACCUCGAGCCGGCCGGCUCGCACGGCGUCUGGGGCCUCGACGACUACCAGUUUCUGCCGUUCCUCUUUGGCGCUGCACAGCUCAAGGACCACCGCUACAUCACCCCGCGCGCCGUGCACCAGCCCCUGACCCUGGAGCAGUUUGGCGACGACUACCUCUACCUCGGUCAGGUGCGCUUUGUCAACAGCAUCAAGGUGGCCACCGGCCGGCCCGGCGAGGACCCUGCCAGCAGCAACAGCCUCCGCUGGCACAGUCCUAUGCUGGACGACAUCUCCGCCACUCGUUCCUGGGCAAAGGUCGAGGCUGGCAUGCGCCGCAUGUUUUUAGCCGAGGUGCUGCGCAAGCUUCCUGUCAUGCAACACUUCUUGUUCGGCUCGCUCGUCCCGGCUGCCGUCGGCACGACUGAGCCAUCCGGAAAGCAUCCGGGCGAGGAGCAUGCCGAGAUUGCCGCCUAUGAGGACGACGAAAUCGAGGACGAGGACGAGGACGUCAUUGGCGAAGGCAAAGAUUCCGUCGAGGUCUUUGACAAGGGCGGCGUCCGCCAUAUUCACAACCCCAGUGGUUGGGGCGACUGCUGCGGCAUCCGCGUGCCCAGCAGCCUUGGUGCUGCUGGCGAGAUGCGCAAACGUGGUGGCGACGUCCUGCGCCGCAUCCCAUUCGACUAG